Molecule: messenger RNA, 609 nt
Organism: Vicia faba (fava bean)
Lineage: Eukaryota; Viridiplantae; Streptophyta; Magnoliopsida; Fabales; Fabaceae
Source: the annotation of a GenBank genome assembly
AUGGCAGGAGUUGUAAACCUAAGAAUAGGAGGAGGCCCGUCGUGCAUCCUAACCACGUCACGCCGUUCCCAAUUUACCAAACAGUUGGACUCUGUUGACCAAAAAUGGAGUCGUUUGCAUCAAAAACUCAACACCAACGCCAGAUUCACUUGCCUCUUUUCAGACAAGAACAAAAGAGAGGAUCAAGCUAGAAAGGCAUUAGACGGUGCUCUAAGUGGGAAGAAAGUUGAAUUUGAGAAGUGGGACAAAGAAAUCAAAAGACGAGAAGAGGUAGGAGGAGGUGGCACCGGUGGUGGUGGAGGAGGUUGGUUUGGCUGGUCCAAUGAUGAUAAUUUUUGGCAUGAAGCAAAACAAGCUAGUUUUACUAUACUCGGCAUUGUUCUUAUAUAUCUCCUAGUUUCAAAAGGUGAUUUGAUCCUCGCCACCAUCAUCAAUCCGUUGCUGUAUGGACUUCGUGGAGUGAGAAAUGGAUUUGGUCUCGCAACAUCAGGAGUUUCGAAAAAUACUUCUAACAAUGAUCAGCCUGAUUUCGAUGGCUCUUCGAAGAAGGAAGGUUACAAAAGUGCUUCUGCUAAAGAGAGUGUUGUAAGAAAAUGGGGUAGUGAUUAA